GGGGUUCAUGCUUUGAAGAGCUCCAAGCAGCAGUCAGGACAUGGAGGGUAUUGAUGAAUGACUCACAUCGCCACCUAGUAGUGGUGAUGGGUAAGACUAUUUACUGUUAUACUGAACCGGGGACUGAUAAGACAGGGUGCUGUAGUGCUGGCCAUUCCGAUUCUUACCAGAGAUGAUGAUGGAGCUUUCAAUUUCUGCAGCAUUUUUUUUUUGUCGUAGUAUUUUUUUUUAAGUAAAUAUAUAUACAUUUUUUUUGCUCGACCAUAAACCUGCUAAUUCUUUGGAUUUACUGAACUAUGAUUUUGGACAAUUACCAGUGACCAGUGAGGUGUAUUACUCACGUAUUUUAGAGCCUAGUUUUGCUGUUUUGAAGGUUCACAUUGUAGAUUUCUGCACCUUAAGUUUACCUUUCUUUUAGAUCCCACUUUUUGUCAAAUGUUUCAUAUUAUUUAGAUGAUUGGAAAUUUUUGCUCUUCUCCUCUCACGCGUCUUCAGUUUUUAGAAAGAAUGGGUGACUCAGUUUCAACCAUUCUUGUUUAUCCCUUCAAAAACAUGUUUUGAGCCUCAUCAUACCCCACCCGUCAUCUUGUCACCUGUGAGGACGCGAGGAAGACUGCCACUUAAAACCCUUCAGGUGACUGUUUCAGCCAUUGCAUGACUGCACAAACCUGACGCAUCUGCAGAGGACAAGGCUGCGGCAAUGGAAAGUAUUUCAAAUGAAAGUGACUUUUGGCAAUUCAACGAAUCCUGGCGAAACUCAAGUCACGUUAACGCGACCGGUUGGUUGAAUCAGACGAACCCUCUGAAGCGGAAUGAAGAGGUGGCGAAGGUGGAGGUGACUGUGCUCGCCCUGGUGCUGUUUCUGGCGCUGGCGGGGAACCUGUGCGUCUUGCUGGCCAUCCGCACAACCAAGCACAGCCAGUCCCGUAUGUAUUACUUCAUGAAGCACCUGAGCAUCACCGAUCUAGUUGUGGCAAUAUUUCAAGUUCUCCCUCAACUUAUCUGGGACAUUACAUUCCGGUUCUAUGGACCGGACAUUUUGUGCAGGUUGGUGAAAUACCUACAGGUCGUUGGGAUGUUCGCCUCCACUUACAUGUUAGUUUUGAUGUCCGUAGACAGGUGUUUGGCAAUUUGUCAGCCUCUUCGUUCUUUGCACAGGCGAAAAGACCGCUUCUAUGUCAUAUUUUCCUGGGUCUUGAGCCUGCUCUUCAGUAUCCCGCAGAUGUUCAUUUUUUCCUUGAGAGAGGUUGGCUCGACCGGAUCAGGAGUGUAUGACUGCUGGGGCGACUUCGUGAAGCCCUGGGGAGCCAAAGCUUAUAUCACAUGGAUCAGUCUCACCAUAUAUAUCAUUCCAGUAGCAAUACUGAGCAUUUGCUAUGGGCUGAUAAGCUUCAAAAUAUGGCAAAACUUUAAACUGAAAACUAGGCGGGAGCAGUGUAUAAGCCUGACGCCCAAAACCUCCAAAGGGAACACACUGACCCGUGUGAGCAGCGUAAAGCUCAUCUCCAAGGCGAAGAUAACCACAGUGAAAAUGACUUUUGUGAUCGUCGUGGCUUAUAUCGUCUGUUGGACCCCCUUUUUCUCUGUCCAGAUGUGGUCUGCGUGGGAUCCAGCAGCGCCCCGUGAGGCUAUGCCCUUCAUCAUCUCCAUGCUGCUGGCCAGCCUCAACAGCUGCUGUAACCCCUGGAUCUACAUGUGCUUUGCCGGGCAUCUGUUCCAGGAUCUUAGGCAGAACUUUCUGUGCUGUUCCACUCGAUACCUCAAGUCAUCCCAGUGCCGCUGUGAGCGUGACUUUGAUUCCAGUCACAAGAGCAACUCCUCAACCUUUGUCAUUAAGAGCACUAGCAGUCAAAGGAGCAUCACACAGACUUCCACCACAUAAGCACCCUCCCCUCCCUUUCAAGCUGCCCACCCUGCCUUUCACCUGAAGUGGUUGCCCAUAAAAUAUCCAGCAGUUCAAUUCCUUCUGAUACCUCUCGCCCUGAGGCUUGCUAUUCAAGCCCAGAAGGGGGAAAGUAAUUAUUUUAUUUACAGUGUAAAGUAGAAAUGGAAUUGUGAAAUAGCAAAAUGUACAGAAUAUUAAGGGUGCAAUAUUUUGUUCAUAAAACUUAAGAGAUAAUCACAGACCAAGCUGAGCAUUCACUUGAAUCUUUGUUUGUUUUGACAUUUUUCCUUGUUUUAUAUGUACAGUAUAUAUUUGCAGUGCAGAGAAAAGAAAGGAAAAGAGAAUAUUUGAAUUGUUUUUUAAACAACCUUGGCAACCACACUAUUGAUUCAGUUGUCACCAGCAAAGCUUAUGGAUCCUGUUUGUCUGUAUGAUGAAAUUGCUCACCUGCUAUAAAUAUUGUACAAUGUUGUUCACUGUUACAUUUGCAAUAGACUGUCUAUGGAUUA
Messenger RNA from Siniperca chuatsi (mandarin fish), 2394 nucleotides. RefSeq names its product oxytocin receptor a (gene oxtra). Gene Ontology annotation, cellular component: membrane. Gene Ontology annotation, biological process: female pregnancy; positive regulation of vasoconstriction; regulation of systemic arterial blood pressure by vasopressin. Gene Ontology annotation, molecular function: oxytocin receptor activity; vasopressin receptor activity; peptide binding. NCBI's taxonomy places the organism in Eukaryota, Metazoa, Chordata, Actinopteri, Centrarchiformes, Sinipercidae. Bases 701 to 1882 code for a protein of 393 amino acids. The record is from RefSeq and is a predicted model, not a curated record. The transcript has 2 exons.